AUGUACUACUCCGAGGAACUCGGCCUUGAAGGCACAGACAAGAGCUUGUGGCGUUUGAGAACUGAUGAGCUCGGUAGAGAAACAUGGCACUAUCUCCUGCCGGAAGAAGCCGAAAAGGAGCCCCAGCUGAAAACGACAAAGUACCUUUUGGAUAUGGAGUUUCCAGGCCCUGAAGCCGAAAAGGAGAUCAAGUUGCCUUUCGAGGCGGCUUCCAAAGGCCUGGAGUUUUUGUCUCACAUCCAGGAAGAUUGUGGAACUUUCGCUUGUCAAUACAAGGGUCCCAUGUUCAUGACUAUUGGGUACGUGGCGGCCUCGUACUUCACCAAAACGCCAAUUGGCGACGCCCAGCGCAAAGAGAUGAUCCGCUACAUUGUAAACACUGCCCACCCUGUCGAUGGCGGCUGGGGAUUGCACAGCGUGGAUAAGUCCACCUGUUUUGGUACUUCCAUCAACUAUGUGUGCUUGCGUAUUUUGGGUCUUUCAAAGGAUCACCCUGUUUGCGUGAAGGCCAGAAAAACGCUCCAUAGCUUGGGCGGCGCUUUGGGUAAUCCACACUGGGGAAAAGCCUGGCUUUCCAUUCUCUGCUUGUACGAAUGGGAAGGUGUAAAUCCUGCUCCUCCAGAGUUGUGGUCUUUGCCAUACUGGGUGCCUAUCCAUCCCGGCCGUUGGUGGGUCCACACACGGUCCAUCUACUUGCCAUUGGCGUACUUGAGUGCCAAUCGGUCCAAGUGUGCUUUGGAACCAUUGCUUGAAGAAAUCAGAGAGGAGAUCUACUUGCCCAGGCAAUUGCCAUAUGAGAAGAUUGACUUCUCGAAGCACAGAAACACCGUUUGUGGAGUGGACUUGUACUAUCCUCAUACCAAAAUACUCGACACGUUGAACUGGGUCGUGGUGAACUACGAAAAAUACGUCAGACCAAACUGGCUUCUCCGCAAGAGCAGCAAGAGAGUAUAUGAGCUCAUCAAGAAGGAGUGCAAGAACACAGACUACUUGUGCAUUGCACCUGUCAGUUUCUGUUUCAACAUGGUCAUCACGUACCUUGAGGAGGGCCCCGAUUCCUAUGCUUUCCUGCGUUUCUUGGACAGAAAAGACGAUGUUCUCUUCCACGGGCCUCAGGGUAUGACCGUCAUGGGUACCAAUGGUGUCCAAACCUGGGACGUGGCUUUCAUGUGCCAGUACCUUAUUGUGGCUGGCAUGUCUCGUUACGAGAAGUACCAUGACAUGAUCCUCAAAGGCUACUGGUUUUUGAGAAGAUCUCAAUUCACUGAGGAGUGUGAAGAGGGCAGUUUCAGAGACAAGAGAAAGGGUGCCUGGCCGUUCAGUACUAAAACUCAGGGCUACACUGUUUCGGAUUGUACUGCUGAAGCGGUAAAGGCCAUCAUCAUGGUUGAAAACGACGACUUUUUGGGCAGCAAAAUCCCAGAAGACCAAAAAAUCGAAAGACAGAAUCUUGAAGAUGCCGUGGACAGAAUCCUCUUUAUCCAGAAUACCGGCAGCUUCGAGUUCGGUUCGUUCUCAUCAUACGAGCAUAUCAGAGCCACACCAAAGCUUGAGUAUAUCAGCCCUGCCGAAGUUUUUAAUAACAUCAUGGUCGAGUACCCAUACGUGGAGUGUACGGACCUGUCGGUUUUAGGGCUUACUUAUUUCAACAAGUACUACCCCGAAUACAAGCCUGUGGAGAUUAACUUUGCCAUAGAUAAUGCGAUCCAGUACAUCAUCAAGGCUCAGGACAAAUACGAUGGACUGUGGUACGGACUGUGGGGCGUUUGCUUCACAUAUGCCACUAUGUUUGCUAUCGAAGCAUUGGAGACUGUUGGACAUUCAUAUGAAAACUCAAAAACCGUUCGUAAAGGUUUGGACUUCCUCAUUCGGAAACAGGAAGAGGACGGCGGAUGGAGUGAAUCCAUGAAAGCGAGCGAAACGCAUACCUACGUUCCUACAGGCCAGUCAUUGGUGGUCCAGACCUCUUGGGCUGUUAUUGCCUUGAUUCUUGGAGACUACCCAGACAGAAAACCUAUUGACAAAGCUAUCAAGCUCAUCAUGGAGAGACAAUCUUUAGCAGGCGAAUGGAGAUUUGAAGGCGUGGAAGGUGUAUUCAACCAUAGCUGUGCUAUCGAGUACCCAACAUACAAAUUUAUGUUCCCAAUCAAGGCUCUUGGAUUGUAUGCCAAUAAGUAUGGCUAUAACAAUGAGCCAGUUGCCUGA
Molecule: messenger RNA, 2205 nt
Organism: Candidozyma duobushaemuli
Lineage: Eukaryota; Fungi; Ascomycota; Pichiomycetes; Serinales; Metschnikowiaceae
Gene: ERG7
Product: lanosterol synthase
Exons: 1
Coding region: 1-2205 (734 amino acids)
Biological process (GO): ergosterol biosynthetic process; triterpenoid biosynthetic process
Cellular component (GO): lipid droplet
Molecular function (GO): lanosterol synthase activity
Source: RefSeq, a predicted model, not a curated record